Messenger RNA from Daphnia magna, 3385 nucleotides. RefSeq lists its product as uncharacterized. Lineage: Eukaryota; Metazoa; Arthropoda; Branchiopoda; Diplostraca; Daphniidae. The record is from RefSeq and is a predicted model, not a curated record. Gene Ontology annotation, molecular function: zinc ion binding; nucleic acid binding.
UAUCUAUACUGCUCACGAAAACUAAUUGCUUCUACGUUUCGAUAAUUAACAAUUCUUUUUACCUACCCAGAUCGAACAUACGAACACGAACGUACGGCAACGAGCACAGUCCCUCGUUUCGAACACGCCUUGUUCGAAAGUCUCUGAGAAAAAUUUAACUCACUGUCCGUGUGACGUACGUCCACAAUCUUCCGACGCCAUGGACGACCUGGAAUUAAUGAAUACCCCGGAUUUGUUCCGGCUACGAACCACUGCAAAACGCCAGCACACGAACCUCGUUACGCGAGUGUACAACAUGAUUAACAGGCGGGCAGCGCAAGCUGGAUUCGCGGUGUUGUCAACGGAUCUUGAAGCUGCGCUAGAGCGUAUCACGGCGAUUAACGAGCGGUACGUCAUCGCAGGAGAGCUGGAUGAUCAAGAAAGAGCGGCAGCAGAGGACUACAUCCAAGGCGUUGCUGCGGUAAAUAGGCAAGCACGGCUUGCCAUUGGAGCAUAUUUACAACCCGGCGUUAACCCGCGCUUAGAAGGAUGGAUCGUUGAAGACUCGAAUAUUGAUCAAGCUCUGCAGCAGAAUCCCCCGACUGAAUCCACUGGAGCAGAAGAAGAUCAGGAUAGCGGUCCAGAGCAUAAUGAAAUAAACCAACGAUCUGUUCGGGCCGAUCCUCCCAUCGACCCAUUAAUUUUGGGCUCAACUGGUGGCGUCAAUAACCAAACCGAGCCUAACGAGGCCAAUCAAGCGAAACGACGAAGAAUUAAACUUGAAUUCGAACUCGAAAGGAAAAAGGUUGAACGUUCCCGCAAGAUGGAUGAUCUUUUACGUCAAUGCGAGAGAGAAGAAGAAGAUCUUAAAAUGGCAAUCGAGCGCGAAAGGGUCUUGGCUGGUGCGCUCGAUGGAUCAAUUCAAGGAAACCCAAUCCUUUCAUCCACACCAAAGCGCAAUAUGGAUACCGUCGGAAACUUACGACCCGUAGAAGCAAACGAAAGAUCGGCAACAUUCGCUCCGCCAAGUCGUUGGCCAAAGAUUAUCGUCGAAAAAUUCAACGGGGAUCCGCGAAAAUGGCAAAGAUUCGCGCACGGUAUUCACGCCACCGUUCGCGACGCGAACAUCCCUGACUCCUACAAGCUUUUGGGCCUUCAAGACAACAUUACUGAAGAUAUUUGGAAAAGGAUGAGCCACAUUUUCAACGGAUCAUAUGCAUUUGAGUCGGCUUGGAUUGAAUUAGAAGUUAAAUAUGGAAAUCCAGGUCUUAUAAUGCAGGCGCAUAACCAGCACCUUCUCCAAGUCAAGCCUUUCAAAACCGGGGACUUUAAUUCGCUCUUCACUUUAGCGGCAGAUGUCCGUGAUGCCGUAUCGAGCGUUUCCGUUGAGCACUCAAAGGAAUUUACGUAUUCAACCUUCAUCACCACGCUCGCCUCAAAGCUUCCAAUUCAGCUUCAAAUCGACUGGGGAAAAUAUGCAUAUUCCCUUUGUUUGAAUCUAUCAUCGCUACGAGAUUUCGUCAAGUGGAUUGAUAUCGCUGUCGGAGCAGAAGAGUAUCGCGGAAUUCGACUUUCCGUGGCCGGAGAUACCGUUAAUAAACCCGCCCAUAAUAUUCACCCUCGGCAGCAAGGCGGCUAUGGUCAACCUGGUAGCAGUGGUUAUCGUGGACCUACUGUGUUGACGAACGGAAUUCAAGAAAAAGUAGCAGCUCCGCAGUGCCCUGCCUGCAGUGCCAAUCCUGGUCAUCGCCUCGAGUAUUGCAACGUUUUCAACAAAAUGUUGGUCAACAAACGAGCAGCUCUCUUCGCCGACAACAAUUUUUGUUUCAAAUGCUUGACACAAGGCCACUACGGAAGAAAUUGCUCCCGCACUGACGUGAAAUGUAAGGACUGCGGAAAGGCCCACAACACUCUCUUACACGGAGCCGAUCGCCAAUUUCCGUCUGCAAAAAGUCAAGGUAACGAAUCUCUAAAUGUAUUAACGAUUCGUGCACCUAACCCGAACCACAUACGUCCCGUAUUGCUAGCCAUCCUACCCGUCACUGUAAAAGGUAAUGAGUCCGUCGCCGAAACAUUUGUGGUAUUAGAUCCGGGGAGCGAGGCAACGCUCAUUACGAACGCUCUCGCAGAAACUUUAAAUUUGACAGGACCCACCUUUCGUAUCCGCUUCGGUAACUUCAAUGAUUCAAUCACCAUCGACUCUAAGGUCGUUUCGUUCCGCAUUGCGUCUAUGAACUAUGAAGCCUCCAUCAGUGAAGCUUUUCUCGUUCCAAAAAUCAGUCUAUCACCUAGAAAGAUCGAUUGGCCAAAACUGAAGACACACUGGGCUCAUCUCGCAGACUUAAAUUUGCCAGCAAUAGACUCUUCUCAAGUUGGUGUAUUGAUUGGAGCGGACCAACUUUCCGCCCAUAUACAAAAGGAGAUUAGGGAAUCAAUUGAAGAUGACGGCCCUACAGCGAUUCUAACUCAAUUUGGAUGGUCAGUGGUGGGGAAAAUUCAAAAUUUUCUUGUGGCCGGGCCAAGCAAGAAAUUAUAUAUCGACAUUCACUCAGUUUCCCAUGAUGAGGCGCUAUGUAAUCUCGUAGAACAAUUUCACUCUACCGAGUCUUUCGGUAUGGAUGUUUAUGCUCCCACGAUCACCUCGGCCGAAGAUGCUCAAGUAAUAGCCGUGCUCGAAUCAUCAGCAAUUUUCAUCGGGUGCGGAUGGCAGGUGGACCUCCCUCUACGCUCAAAAGGCUUUGUCUUCCCUAAUAAUAGAAAACAGGCUGUGUCUAGGUAUUAUGGGAUGGAACGACGUCUCUCGUUGCUGGAAAACCAACAUUAUGCGGACAAAUACAAUCUCAUCGUAAAAAAGCUUAUUGAUUCCGGCACCGCUGUAAAGGUAAACUCGUCUGCAAUCAACAAGCCGGAAGGAAUGAUAUGGUAUUUGCCACAUCACUUCGUUGAAAAUCCAAACAAAUCAGGAAAAAUCAGAGUGGUUAUGGAUUGUGCUGCGAGUUUUUGUCAAGUCCCGCUCAACACCCAACUUCUCCGUGGGCCGCCGUUGCUCCCAAAGCUAAUAGGAGUGCUUCUACGAUCGAGGGAAUGUCUUUUUGCACUUUCUGCGGAUAUAGCGGCCUUUUAUCAUCGCGUCGGAAUUCCAGAAAAACAUCAGUCUCUCCAACGAUUUGUCUUCCGCGAAUUCGGAAGCAAUAAACCGCUGAAGACAUAUCAAAUGACGACCUUGGUAUUUGGGGCAGUUCAUGCAUCAACCGCGGCAAUUCGGGUCUUGCAGCAUGCGGUCUGUCAAAACAGAAAUUAUCCCGAAGUUGCAUCGCGAAUAAGGCAAAAUUUUUACGCUGAUAAUUUAAGUGACUCGUUCGACACCGUAAAGGAAGCCAUAAAAUUCGCAAAGGACGUCACAUAA